GAGGCACGGCGGCGGCCGCGGCCGCGGCGGCGUCGCUAGCUCGGGAGGCCGCCCCGGGCGUGGGCGGGCGGGCGUCCCGGGUCGGCGUCGCGGGAGCGGGCUCUGCGGCAGCGCCGCGCAGGGCGGCCGGCUGAGGGGCCAGCGCCCGCCGCGCCCUGCGCUCGGCGCCCGGCGUCUCCCGGGGCGCUGGGCAUCCCCGCCCCGCUGGGUCGGCCCCGGAGGCCGGGAGCAGGCCCCGCUAGACGCGCCGCGCCGACGGGGGCGACCGCGGCGUCGCGGGCUCCUCAGACUCGCGCCGGCGCCGGGGCCUCGCUGCCGCUCCUCAGAGCGGGCCCGCAGCCUCCCGCGGGGCCGCCGGCCUUUGACGCAGGGGAGGCGCCGCUCCGCGCGGCAUGAGGGGCCCGCCGCUGCCGGCGAGAGAGCCGCGCGGGCGAGAGCGGCUGGCGGCGUGAGAGGGCUCGGCUGGACUUGCCUCCGCGGCCGCGGCGGCCGGAGCAGGUACCAGAGCCCCCGGCCCGGAAGGUUCCGAGCGCUCGGCAACAUGGCUUCCCCGCCCCACCAGCAGCUGCUGCCGCACCACAGCACCGAGGUGAGUUGUGACUCCAGCGGAGACAGCAACAGCGUGAGGGUCAAAAUCAACCCCAAGCAGCUGUCCUCCAACAGCCACCCCAAGCACUGCAAGUACAGCAUCUCCUCCAGCUGUAGCAGCUCUGGGGACUCAGGGGGCGUCCCCCGGAGAGUGGGCGCUGGAGGCCGCCUGCGCAGGCAGAAGAAGCUGCCCCAGCUGUUCGAGAGGGCCUCCAGCCGGUGGUGGGACCCCAAGUUCGACUCGGUGAACCUGGAGGAGGCUUGCAUGGAGCGCUGCUUCCCGCAGACCCAGCGCCGCUUCCGGUAUGCGCUCUUCUACAUCGGCUUCGCCUGCCUGCUGUGGAGCAUCUAUUUUGGCGUCCACAUGCGGUCCAAACUGAUGGUCAUGGUAGCCCCAGCUCUGUGCUUCCUCGUCGUGUGUGUGGGCUUUUUUCUGUUUACCUUCACCAAGCUGUAUGCCCGGCAUUACGUGUGGACCUCUCUGGUUCUCACCCUCCUGGUGUUCGCCCUGACCCUGGCCGCCCAGUUUCAGGUUUUGACGCCUCUCUCAGGACGUGUUGACAGCUCCAAUCGUACCCUCGCAGCCAAGCCCACAGACACUUGCUUAUCUCAAGUGGGGAGCUUUUCCAUGUGCAUCGAAGUGCUCUUUUUGCUCUACACCGUCAUGCACUUACCUUUGUACUUGAGCUUGUUUUUGGGAGUGGUCUAUUCUGUACUCUUUGAGACCUUUGGCUAUCAUUUCCGAGACAAAGACUGCUUUCCCCCACCUGGAGCAUGGGCGCCGCACUGGGAGCUGCUGAGCCGAGCCCUGCUCCACGUGUGCAUUCACGCCAUCGGGGUCCACCUAUUUAUCAUGUCCCAGGUGAGAUCCAGGAGCACCUUUCUCAAGGUGGGACAGUCAAUUAUGCAUGGAAAGGAUCUGGAAGUGGAAAAAGCCCUGAAAGAGAGGAUGAUUCAUUCUGUGAUGCCCAGGAUCAUAGCUGAUGACCUGAUGAAACAGGGGGAUGAGGAGAGCGAGAAUUCAGUCAAAAGGCACGCCACGUCCAGCCCCAAGAACAGGAAGAAAAAGUCUUCCAUACAGAAAGCCCCCAUAGCAUUUCGCCCUUUCAAAAUGCAGCAGAUCGAAGAAGUCAGUAUUCUGUUUGCAGAUAUCGUGGGCUUCACCAAGAUGAGUGCCAAUAAGUCUGCUCAUGCCCUGGUGGGUCUCCUCAAUGAUCUGUUCGGUCGCUUCGACCGGCUGUGUGAAGAGACCAAGUGUGAGAAAAUCAGUACUCUGGGAGACUGCUACUAUUGCGUGGCGGGGUGUCCGGAGCCCCGGGCCGACCAUGCCUACUGCUGCAUUGAGAUGGGCUUGGGCAUGAUCAGAGCGAUCGAGCAGUUCUGCCAGGAGAAGAAAGAGAUGGUGAACAUGCGCGUCGGGGUUCACACGGGGACCGUCCUCUGCGGCAUCUUGGGCAUGAGGAGGUUCAAAUUCGAUGUGUGGUCCAACGAUGUGAACUUGGCCAAUCUCAUGGAGCAGCUGGGAGUGGCGGGCAAGGUUCACAUUUCCGAGGCCACAGCAAAAUACCUAGAUGAUCGGUACGAAAUGGAAGAUGGGAAAGUUACUGAACGCCUUGGCCAGAGCGUUGUUGCUGACCAGUUGAAAGGUUUGAAGACAUACCUGAUAGCGGGUCAGAGAGCGAAGGCGUCUCAUUGCAGCUGUUCACAGGCCUUGCUUUCUGGCUUUGAGGUCAUUGACGGCUCACGGGUGUCCUCAGGUCCUAGGGGACAGGGGACAGCAUCACCAGGGAGUGUCAGUGACUUGGCGCAGACUGUCAAAACCUUUGAUAACCUUAAGACUUGUCCUUCCUGCGGAAUCACAUUUGCCCCCAGAUCAGAAGCGGGUGCAGAAGGAGGAGCGGUCCAGAACGGCUGUCAAGAGGAGCAUAAAAACAGCACCAAGGCUCCUGGAGCACCGAAUUCCAAAACUCAGAACGGACUUCUGAGCCCUCCCCAAGAGGAGAAACUCACCAACAGUCAGACCUCCCUGUGUGAGAUCUUACAGGAAAAGGGAAGGUGGGCAGGAGUGAGCUUGGACCAGUCAGCUCUCCUUCCGCUGAGGUUCAAGAACAUCCGGGAGAAAACAGAUGCCCAUUUUGUUGACGUUAUCAAAGAGGACAGCCUGAUGAAAGAUUAUUUUUUCAAGCCACCCAUCAAUCAGUUCAGCUUGAACUUCUUGGAUCAGGAGCUAGAGCGAUCCUACAGGACCAGCUAUCAAGAAGAGGUUAUAAAGAAUUCUCCCGUGAAGACUUUUGCCAGUGCCACCUUCAGCUCCCUGCUAGAUGUGUUUCUGUCGACAACAGUUUUUCUGAUUCUCUCCAUCACCUGCUUUCUGAAGUAUGGGGCUGCCUCCAUGUCUCCCCCACCUGCCGCCCUGGCAGUCUUCGGCGCUGCCCUGCUGCUGGAGGUGCUGUCCCUCGUGGUCUCCAUCAGGAUGGUGUUUUUCCUGGAGGACGUGAUGGCUUGUACAAAGCGCCUGCUGGAGUGGAUAGCUGGCUGGCUCCCACGCCAUUUCAUUGGGGCCAUCCUGGUGUCACUCCCUGCUCUUGCGGUCUAUUCACACGUCACCUCUGAAUUUGAGACAAACAUACACGUCACCGUGUUCAUGGGUUCAGCCGUCCUGAUCACCGUCGUGCACUACUGUAACUUCUGCCAGCUCAGCUCCUGGAUGAGGUCCUCCUUAGCCACAGUCGUCGGGGCGGGGCCCCUGCUCCUGCUCUGCAUCUCCCUGUGCCCUGAUAGUUCCAUAGUAAUUUCACACCUUGAUGCAGGACAGAAUUUCAGUUCUGAGGGGAAUCCGUGCAAUAGUUCCUUGCCGCACGGUGGCGGAACAGCCAGCCGGAUUGGCCAGGAGGUGGUUCUGGUCUUCUUUCUCCUGCUCUUGUUGGUCUGGUUCCUGAAUCGAGAAUUCGAGGUCAGCUACCGCCUGCACUACCAUGGGGACGUGGAGGCAGACCUUCACCGCACCAAGAUCCAGAGCAUGAGGGACCAAGCCGACUGGCUGCUAAGGAACAUCAUCCCCUACCACGUGGCUGAGCAGCUGAAGGUCUCCCAGACCUACUCCAAGAACCACGACAGUGGAGGCGUCAUCUUCGCCAGCAUCGUCAACUUCAGUGAGUUCUACGAGGAGAACUACGAGGGGGGCAAGGAGUGCUACCGGGUCCUUAACGAGCUCAUUGGGGACUUCGAUGAGCUCCUGAGCAGGCCAGGCUACAGCAGCAUCGAGAAGAUCAAGACCAUCGGGGCCACAUACAUGGCUGCAUCAGGGCUGAACGGCGCCCAGUGCCAGGACGGUGGCCACCCACAGGAGCACCUGCAGGUCCUGUUCGAGUUUGCCAAGGAGAUGAUGCGCGUGGUGGACGACUUCAACAGCAACAUGCUGUGGUUCAACUUCAAGCUCAGGGUCGGCUUCAACCAUGGGCCUCUCACAGCAGGGGUCAUCGGCACCACCAAGCUGCUCUAUGACAUCUGGGGCGACACCGUCAACAUCGCCAGCAGGAUGGACAGCACGGGGGUGGAGUGCCGCAUCCAGGUGAGUGAGGAGAGCUACCGCGUCCUGAGCAAGAUGGGCUACGACUUCGACUACCGGGGGACAGUCAAUGUGAAGGGCAAGGGCCAGAUGAAGACCUACUUGUACCCAAAGUGCAUGGACAGCGGGGCCGUGCCGCAGCACCAGCUGUCCAUCUCCCCGGACAUCCGAGUCCAGGUGGACGGCAGCAUCGGGCGGUCUCCCACGGAGGAGAUCGCCAGCCUGGUGCCUUCUGUACAGAAUGCAGACAAGACAUCUCUGGGUUCCGAAAACAACAUGCAGGCCAAGGACGCUCACCUGUCCUCUAACAGGCCGUGGAAGGAGCCCGUCAAACCCGAAGAGAGGUCUCGAUUUGGCAAAGCCGUAGAGAAAAGCGACUGUGAAGAAGUGGGCGUGGAAGAAGCCAGCGAACUCACCAGGCUCAACGUUUCCAAGAGCGUGUGACGCAGCGUCCAUCGCUGCCACGGUGCUCUGUUCCUCGAAACAGUCGAGUUUGCAUUCGCCUGCUGUGUGUCCCGAGCACCACAGCCUCCGUCGCCGGGCGCAGCGCCGCGUGGUCGUUGCCCUGACGUCUGCGUGCGCCACGCACAUCCGUCUCUCUGCUUUUUCUCCCCUGGAGCCCCAUCCCCUGGGUGUGACCGUCAGCAGCGUGGAGAACAAGUGCCUUCAGGGGCUGACCGCAGCCUCGCGUCCGGGGACAGAGGCGGCCCGUGGAGAUCAUGGCAUGGGGUAUUGCUGGACUUUUUAAAUGAAAGCUGUGGUUAAGAUAUCAUUUUAUUGCUUUUUCUCACAAGGCAGUUUGGGGUUUUGUUUUGUUUUUGCUAGUACAACGUUUUUGCGUUUUUUUCUUGUAUACAUGCUAGUGUUUUCCAGUGACCUGACCUUUCUGUGUAAACAUGUACACGCACACACUUUCAUUCAUGAAUCUGAGAUCAAGUGCCAGUAACUCACUGUGAGGGGAGGUGGGGGGCCGUGGGCUGCAAGCAGCCGCCAGCCAGGACGGCCCACACCCCGCCCC
Messenger RNA from Lontra canadensis (Northern American river otter), 5174 nucleotides. RefSeq names its product adenylate cyclase 9 (gene ADCY9). Gene Ontology annotation, biological process: intracellular signal transduction; adenylate cyclase-activating G protein-coupled receptor signaling pathway; cyclic nucleotide biosynthetic process. The transcript is spliced from 11 exons. Gene Ontology annotation, molecular function: adenylate cyclase activity. The record is from RefSeq and is a predicted model, not a curated record. Lineage: Eukaryota; Metazoa; Chordata; Mammalia; Carnivora; Mustelidae. The coding region runs from base 542 to 4600 and encodes 1352 amino acids.